Messenger RNA from Plasmopara halstedii, 570 nucleotides. RefSeq lists its product as uncharacterized. The record is from RefSeq and is a predicted model, not a curated record. The transcript has a single exon. The coding region runs from base 1 to 570 and encodes 189 amino acids. NCBI's taxonomy places the organism in Eukaryota, Oomycota, Peronosporomycetes, Peronosporales, Peronosporaceae.
AUGGUGGACGUCACCGUUCUCACCGACUUUUGCUGUCCGGUGACUCGUGAUGCUCUUCGAGCCCUUCAGGACGAGGUCCUUCGUGAUCGAAGCUCCGCUGAGCGUCAUGCUGAAGUAGCAUAUCGCUAUGCGAACGCUCUUGGCGAUUUGAUGCACGUCGUGCGCCGGAUGUCUCACCUUGAGGACUUUCGCGCUCUGUCGGAGCGACUCCUAGCCGUGGAGCAGGCGAAUGCAUCGCUGCAUGCGACGUUGGAGCGCUUGGCUCCAUUAGAAGUGGAGGUUGUUGAACUCCGUGCUCAGAACCAGUUGCUGGUUCAGCUUCUGGGUGGCCGAGGGCAUGUGGAAUUCGCUCCGGCGCCAACGCUUCCGCGUCCACUUGCGCCGAAUCCGGUACGGCUUGAGCAAGCCCGCGUAAAACACCGGGUGGGUGCGCAUCCGUUUCGGAAGGUUCAGCGUAUACCCUUGGACCCGCUUGGCCACGACUUUAAACGGUCCGAUAAACCGUGGACGAAUCUUCGUCCUGAAGAUAGCAGAGGCUGCAUGUGUAGGCAGGUUCUCAAGACUUCAUAA